CCUAGGUCUCGUUGUAUUCACAAUCUUAUCUUAAGCAUGCUUAGUUACUUCAAAGUUCAAAUUCUUUUCCAACAAUGACAGCUAGGUACUUAUAAAUAGCUUACAUGUCGGUUACGCACUAGCAGUCCCACUUCUCAUCGUAUUUUAGUAAAAAUGAGCUAGUAUAAUUUGAAAACUCCGUUCUUUUCCGCGGUUUCAGCUAUCGCUAUGUGUAGCUGUGUGUGUAUUGUAGGUCGUUGCCAGUUGACAGAAAGAAGGAGUGACGGAAUGACGCAAUGCACACGUGGACAAUAAUGUGCUUUGUUUUUAGUUUUUAGGAAUCGCGUUCUAAUUUAUUUAACUUCCGAAAAAAAGUCACGAUGAAACUUAUUUACGAAUACGAAGAUUCAAUGCGACAAUGCGAAACAUUAUUGAACGAAAACUUCACCAAGCUCUUGACCUACUCAAAAUGUAAAGAGCCAUCUCUAUCACAAUGCUCUGAAAAGGAUGACAUGUAUUCAAUUAUAAAAUAUAGCCUUGACACGAUUCAAGAGAAUAUUGUGACAUUGAAAACAGAGUAUGAUGAUUUAACUCAUCGCUACAAGAGUUUGUUAGCGGAUAAAUGUGUUGAAGAAUUCCUCAACUAUUUGAAUUGUCAAGAAUCAUUACGAUUGAAAUUCAUUGAACUAAUCGAACGAUGCAAAUGCAUAAAUUCGUGUUUAGAUGAUCUCUGUCGCAUUUCUGUUGAAAAGUUGAACGAGAAUUCAUCGGAAUGCUUUCGUGUCACGUGCAAUAAUCGAUGGAAAGUAUUAUUCAAAUCACAUCCAGCUUCUCAACCUGAUACUCCACCGCCGCAGCUCGAUCAGGAUCAAGACGAUGACGAUGACAAUUCUGUUCCUGACCCGAAUUAUAUUUGUGAGACGAUUUUGUUUAUUCCUAACGAUGAAACUGCCGAAGAGUUGAGUUCUACGAAACAUCCGUUAAAAUCAACAAUAUCUUGUACCUCUUCUUUAGCAUCUACUCAUCCUACAUUGCUGGAAUGUUUAUCUCGAGAUUUCGAUGAUAAUACGACUACAGUGACUGAAAACUGCUCAACAAGCUUUCCGGCAAUUCAGAAAGGGGAAGAAUUCAAAGAAUCUUUUACAUCUACUCAUCCUAUAUUGCUGGAAUAUUUAUCUCGAGAUGUCGGCGAUGAUACGGCUACAACAGUGACUGAAAACUACUCUACAAGCUUUUCGGAAAUUCAGAAAGUGCAAGAAGUCAAAGAAUUAGUCUCAUCGGAACAAAAUGAAAUUUUGAAUAUCGAGCCAUCAAUUAGCAACAUUCCAUUAAAAUGCGCCAAAUGCGGUCAAUUGUUCGUAGAAGAGGACUUUUUAAAUCAACAUAUUCUAGAACACGAACACGAACCAAAUCCAGAAUACAUGUGCAGCGUUUGCGGCGAUUUAUUCCACAAGAAGCGUGAAAUGCUCGAACACGAACUGCAGCAUGUUUCAGAAAACGUCUCAAAAUAUUCAGCUAGCUGUAAAUAUUGCGAAUCUAAGUCACCUUUACCUACUCACCGACGUACCGAUAACUGUUAUUUUUAUUGCUCGUAUUGCAAUCGUCGAUUCAGUUUUAAAAAUCAGUUGGUCAAUCACGUGAAAAAGCAUUUAUUGAUGAGUUUUAGAAAAAAUAGAAAAAUACACCGCUGUACUUUUUGCAGCGCAACAUUUACUACAGUUUGGGCUAGAAAAACCCAUCGUGAGAAAAAUUGUCAUGGGGUGCGGAGAUGUUACUGUUGUAUGAUCUGCGGAAAUAGGUACAAGUUCGAUAGUGAUCUCGAAAAACACUUGGAAAAAGGAUUUUGUACGCUUAAAUAGGUGAAGAUAUCCGGCAGGUACCUCGAUAAAUAAUUCCUCCUUAUUAUGAACGUUUUUUUCUCGCGAUUUCAGAAUUUUUUUUAAACGAAUGAAAAUUUGGUCUCUACUUGUAGUUUAAUGUGGAAAAUGUGCCAGCAUUGUUCAAUUUCUCGUUCAUAUUUUUGAAAAUUUGAUCGGUAACAUUAACUCUGGUCUUUUUUUUUUUUUUAGUUGUUUUAGGUGAGUAGUCACUUACCUAUAUUUGUGAUCUAAAUUUUCAUUUUAUACUUUCGUUAUUUGUUAUAUUGCGUACCCAUUGAUGUGCGUACCAUAUUAGCUAAUGCUGUGUAGAUAAUAUUAGUUUUUCUUGUUCUAUUAAAAUACAUUCGUCGAAUUAUC
Molecule: messenger RNA, 2216 nt
Organism: Planococcus citri (citrus mealybug)
Lineage: Eukaryota; Metazoa; Arthropoda; Insecta; Hemiptera; Pseudococcidae
Product: zinc finger and SCAN domain-containing protein 2-like
Exons: 5
Coding region: 360-1838 (492 amino acids)
Biological process (GO): regulation of transcription by RNA polymerase II
Cellular component (GO): chromosome
Molecular function (GO): chromatin insulator sequence binding
Source: RefSeq, a predicted model, not a curated record